Molecule: messenger RNA, 2189 nt
Organism: Marchantia polymorpha subsp. ruderalis
Lineage: Eukaryota; Viridiplantae; Streptophyta; Marchantiopsida; Marchantiales; Marchantiaceae
Source: the annotation of a GenBank genome assembly
UAUAGUAGAUAAAAUCUACAGAAGCUGUCUGAAUUCUCAUAAGGGCUUCGUGCUGUCGCUCACGUGGGAGAGAAACGAAGGAACUUGUGCUAAAGUUCAUGCCAGAGGAUUGGCAACGUGGUCUACAGGGCCUCUGGCUUCAGGGGGACAGACGGCUACAUCCAUGUGUGCUCCAGGCAGGCCUUCGGAAAAUCGGAGCGCUACUUUCGUCAAGAUACGCAUUGUUUGGCAAGUCACCAAUUGUAUGACUCACACGAAAUGUCCGUGUGAGCCGAGUUGAUCCCAUGGCUUUCUGAGAUGAGAAGUUUCGAUGGCUCGAAAGAUUCCACAGCCGAAAUAGCGAGCUUCCAGCUCAGCAAUCAGUGUUAUCAAGCAAGCGAGAUGUCAGCAUCAGAGAUGCCCCCUUCAUUCGUUCGGGACACCUCUGGCCAGGGCCAGAGCAAGCGUUGUGCAGCGCAAAGAGUGCCUUGGGACAUGCCAGACGGCGGACUUGACGGGCCGAUGCAAUAUCAAGAUGGUUUCGCAUAGUUUAGUUCUCAGUACGGGACCAGGUCUUGAGAGUAUUUCUCGACUGGAAUCCUGGACGAGACCCACCCCCCGUAAUGUGCUGUACGAUGGCCCGAGAUUGUUGACUGUCCAUACCCCUCAAGUGCCCACUUCUAGCAUUCUGUGCAGGGGAAAGGCCUGAUUGCCUGAUUGCCUGAUUGCAAUGCGUGAGACUUGAAACAGGACACGUCUCGGAAUAUAGUCAACAAGUUGCAUCACUUUAAUCCCAGUUCACGUGUUCCACCGAUGCAUUGUUUCUCUGUUGUGCUUUAGUUAAUUUAGCUCAUAUCAUAUCUAUUCUAGAAUCGGCAAACUAUGCUCGAUCGGUAUAUAUUCGCACGACGCAAUUCUUUUCUUCGUCGAGUGAAGCUGUCUCCGUAGCAGUAUAUUGCAGACCCUGGCUGGACCCAAGCAGUUCUGAAAAUCUGUUCUUUCAUAUCUUGAAACAAUGGGCUCUCAAAAAAUGACAAUCUCUUUCCUGUUACAGAGUGUUUUGGUAUUGGUUUCGUGUCUUUCAACAGUUGUGGGUCGAAACUUGAAUCUGGAAGCGACGCUGGUGACUUCUCGUGGUUGGUGUAAUUCUCAAGAUGUCUACAGCUUUCUAAAUAUCUGCGGAUCGAUCCCGGAACCCUACUGGGGCCAAAGAAGCUGCUGUGGAGGUGCUUUGGAGACCAUCAGGGCUUGUGGUGAUCCACAGCCCUGCGAAUCUCAGUAUACCGAAGCUAUCCGGAAAAAUUGCAAUGGAUUUUGCCUUCCACCAGUGCAAGGGACGGACAGUGCAACGAAUGAGGGGGUCGUCACAGAUUCUCCAGUCUGUGCUGACUCCAUAGUAAGGACUGUCCUUGGAAUUUGCGAUGUGUUUCCUUAUUGGGGCCAGAAAGCGUGCUGUGGAAGUGCCUUGGAAACUAUCAAAGCUUGCGGUUACCCAAGACCCUGCGAGUCGAAGUUCGCUGCGCACAUCGAGGAGAAGUGCGGAGACUUGUGCGGAUUAGGGCUAUGAAAUCUUCUCUCAAAAACAUAAAUUAAUCACUUACGUAUGUUGUAUCACAAAGGGGUUUAGAUCCUCCUCCUGAUUAUAUAAACCAAGAUCAUGUUGAACAUUGAAGUCCUUGCUGUAGCUCGGAAAAUUGGAACUGGCACGAGUUCCAGUGAUUGAUUUUCACAGACUAUGGAUCUAUGUCACGGGUCUUGUGGUCUUCAGGCUCCAGUUCAACAUCGUUUCUCUGUGAUGUUCCUGACUCAGAGAUGUAUGAGCACAGCUGAAAGCUCUCAAGACAACUGUUUUCACCAUGAAAGGAGUUCACAAUCAAUCUCUUUCAUUUUCACAAUGUCCUUUGCUUUGGAGAGAUUUUGAAGCCACACGACCAGGUUUUGAAGAUCGCAGAAACAGAACCGGAAGAAAGUCAGUCCUGAUUCAUCUUCCGCGUUUCGUCAGAAAUCAGAAGAAAGCGUGAGUUGGACAGAUCGUCGAGACUCUUUCCAGGAGCAGAUUGCAGUCAAGAGAGGAUAAAGCGGAACACAAUUCGAUUUGUUUCGUUUCGUAUUCAGUCUAGAGUCACUGAAGAGCAAUGAGAAGAGCAUUCAGCACUACUCGUUUGAGUUUUUCCAUCUCGGUAGAAUUCACAAGGUUAACAUGAUUUCCA